This is a messenger RNA of Gaeumannomyces tritici R3-111a-1, 1142 nucleotides long. RefSeq lists its product as hypothetical. NCBI's taxonomy places the organism in Eukaryota, Fungi, Ascomycota, Sordariomycetes, Magnaporthales, Magnaporthaceae. The record is from RefSeq and is a predicted model, not a curated record. Gene Ontology annotation, biological process: mycotoxin biosynthetic process. The transcript has 2 exons. Bases 1 to 969 code for a protein of 322 amino acids.
AUGUCAUCCUUUCCACAGCAGCUCGCUUCCCAUUUCAAGCGGGACCGGGUUUACAUGCCAGUCGGCGGCUCCAAGUCCAGGUCCGAAAUGCUCGACGAGCAGGACAGGGCCGGGAGCAUUGACUCCGAUAUCCCUCUGAUGGAAAGCCCCCAUAGUAUGCCGCGGCCGCAGUCCUGGUUCAAGCGCAUGCUGGCCCGGCUGCGUGCUAUCACCAUGCCCUCGCGGCCUGUCAUGAUCAACUUGGUGCUCUCGCAGCUGCUGAUUGCCUGCCUACUCGUGGUGAACGGCGACGCUAACUGCCGACGCGAACAAGCACCCCUGCUGGAUCGUGUUAACGUUCCCCUCGUCCUUCGCCAGAGCUUUGCCCAGUACGGCAUGGGCGGCAACGAGAUCUGGCGCGCGGAGCCGAGCGAGGAAGUCGACAAGGCCUGGGAGGCGGUAACUGCCGAGCACAUCAUCCCGGUCAAGCAUUCCGACAUUGUGGCCAUGCGCAAAGACCCCUCCGAGGUCGUACCCAUGCCGCCCGGCUACGAGGUGGACGGGGAGCAGACCUAUAUGGCCAAGGCGGCGGCCUUCCACAACAUCCACUGCCUGGACUGGCUGCGCAAGGCAGUGUACCGGCGGCACUACUAUCCCAACGGCACCGACGAGGUCCCCUUUUACGACUACCACACGGCGCACUGCAUCAUGAUUCUGUUUGAACAUCUGACCUGCUACGGCGACUCGGGCGUCUACCUGUACCGCUGGAUGGAGCGCUUCGACCGUCCCAUCGCCGACACCAACAUUUGGCGCAAGUGCUGGGAUUUUGAAACCGUCCUGCAGGAGCACAACAACGCGGCGGUCAAGGACAUGGUGGAGACUGACGUCAAGAAGCCUAAGGGCGCCAAGGAGGUCGAGGCGCCUUGGCAGAUACUCAAAAUCAUCAGCGACUUCCAGCGGGACCACGACGCGAACUUCGACCCGCACUAAAUUCGAGGGGUUCACAUGUAAAAACGGGGUGGUCAAAUCUAGGGAGAGGAUGCUUGGUUAUCCAUAGUUGCUCGUGAAGUGCCAGAGUGGGUUUAUCCUUUUCAUGUCGAAGGCAACACGUUGGCAUAUAAAGAUUGUACUGGUAAACAUGCGAAUAAAUGCUCUCUACACUG